AUGGAAAUUGGCGACACAAGUGUAAAAGUUGGUGUUCGUGUUCGACCAUUGUCAAACAGUGAAGUGAAUGACGGGAGUUCGACCUGUUUGUCAUACCCAAAUGAGGAAAAUCAGCUAAUAAUUGGAAAUGACAAGCUUUUUGGCUUUGACUAUGUUUUCAAGGAAACAGAUUCUCAAGAGCAUGUUUACAAAAAGGCUGCACUUCCAAUGGUUGAAAAUAUCCUCAAAGGAUACAAUGCUACUCUAUUUGCCUAUGGUCAAACUGGAAGUGGGAAAACAUAUACAAUGGGUACAUGUAUCUCUGAAAGUGUGGGAGAAGAAUCCACUGGUAUUGUUCCUCGGAUUAUUAAGGAUUUAUUUGAGAGAAUGCCAAAUUAUGAGUAUGAAUAUACAGUGAAGGUUUCAUUCCUGGAGAUAUAUAAAGAGGAUAUACAUGAUCUGUUAGGCGAUGUAUCUGCGUCCCUACAAAUACGUGAAGAGAAUCAACUUGUUAAGAUCCCAGGCCUAACUGAAACAGUGGUCACAUCUCCGGAAGAAGUUCUUUAUCUUCUUCACUGUGGCUCAACAAAAAGAAGUGUUGCGAGUACAGCGAUGAACUUAAAAUCCAGUCGCAGUCAUGCCAUUCUUACUCUAUGUUUUUUGUUGCGGCCAAAGAUAGCAGCGAUGGAUGGGGAGAAUACGGAAGAUACAUUAACGGCUAAAUUACAUUUAGUCGACCUAGCUGGCUCUGAACGAAUUAAGAAAACACAUGCUGAAGGUGACCGACUUAAAGAAGGUAUCGAUAUAAAUAGAGGAUUGCUUGCACUUGGUAAUGUAAUAAGUGCUUUAUGCGAACGGGACGCAAAGAAACGAUCGCAUAUUCCAUAUCGCGAUUCACGUUUAACUCGCCUACUUCAAGAUUCGUUGGGCGGGAAUAGUGCCACAUUAAUGCUUGCUUGUGUUAGUCCUGCAGAUAUAAAUAUGGAAGAGACAUUAAACACACUUCGAUAUGCAGAUCGAGCACGUUUAAUUAAAAAUAAACCAAUUUUAAAUCGUGCUGAUCCUAAAGAUGCUGAACUUGCUAAACUGCGUGUUUUGGUUGCUCAAUUACAAGCACGAUUAGCUAACGGUUCCUCUUGUUUUCCAUUACUCAGUCCUUGUCCAAAAACAAUUAUUAAACCAUUAUCUACUACUACUACUACUACUAUUAAUAAUAAUUCUACUAACAGUCAUUUUUCUUCAGAAUUAGUUACAAAUCUCAUGAAUAAAAAUAAAAAGUUAGAGAGUGAGAAGCUUCUGCUUUGUGCAGAAUUAGAUCAUAUUGUCGAACAAAUGAAUGAAUUAUACAAAAAUCGUUUCGAUACUGAUCAUUUACAUGAUACAGUAAUAUCUGAACUCCAAAAAAUCGAAUCAAUUCUCAACUCCUUAAAUCAAUUUGUUAGAGAUAAAUUCAAUGAAUAUCCUGAACUGAUUAGUUAUAUUCAAGAAUUGGAAGAUAUCCUAACUGGAUUGAUAAAACUUUAUAAUGAGUCGAAUAAAAUUACAAAUGAAGAUUUGGAACAUGCUUAUAAACAGUCGUCUGAUUUCCUAGCUGAAUUUCAAUCAGACACUACAUGUUUCGAUACGGAAGAAGUAUUUGAAAAGAUACCAUUAAUAAUUCAUACCGAAAUCGACGUUGAUAACAACGCUAACUGUAUUUCGAAUUUGAGCAGUAUUAAAACUACAACGCAACCGGAACUUCUUGAUCGCUGGGGUUCUGAACUGCGAGCACGUAGAUUAGAAUGUAAACAACGGAUUGAGACAAUUGAAACUACUAUACGUCAAAAGAAUGUUCUUCUAACUAGUUUAGAAGCUGCAGCUGAACAAGGAGAUGAAUCUUAUUGUUUAUUAUUAAACAAAUACGAAUCUCAAAUUCGUGAACUGGAAUCAAAAGUUAUUGAUUUAGAGCGGGAAAAGUCCAAGCUGUUGGCAGAACACAGUAAUGAAGAAUUAAAAGAUUCCAAAACGCAACGAGAAGCACGUCUUAAGACCAUGGAACAAGAAUUAAAUCAGACACGUCGUCAACUAACUGAAUUAUCACGUUUAAAGAAAGCGAAAGAGGCUAGAGAAGCGGAAUGUUUAAGAUUAAGAAACGAAAUACAGUCGUUGAAAACUUCAAUGAUCCGAUCAGCUAAACAAUUGAAAGAAGAAAGCAGUGCUUAUCGAAAAUGGCGUAAAGAAAAGGAAACAGAGGUGAAAAAACUUCAAGAACAUGAUCGCCGGCUUCAAUGUGAGAUGUCUCGUAUGGUUUCAGUGCACGAACGGCAACAAGCUGUAUUAAAGCGCCGUAUUGAAGCUGCUGCGGCUGCUGAACGUCGACUUAAAGAAUUGUUAUUACGUCAAAAAGAUAUUAGAAAUGAACGUGAUAAACGUGUAUCUGAAGGGAACAAUGCUAAAAAAUUCGAUUUGGCUGCACGAGUUCGCGCUUGGGUCAAAACAGAUUUAGAUAUCCAAAUCAGUAUGGAUACUGUUAGAUAUCAUCUGAGUCAUUUUAUGGAUUCACGUAAAACACUGUGUGAUCGAUUGCGCACGAUCGAAGCCAAAAUGGAAAGUUGCCGACAAGAUGGUAAACCUUAUGAUAUGUAUAUUGAAGAAGUGAACGGUCUUACUGAAUCGAUCCAAUGUCAAACACAACAGAUUAGCAAUUUGCAACAAAAACUUAUGGAUGCCGGCGAAAGAUCGUCGACAGAUGCCUCCGGUCCACCUGAUUUGUCUGGUCAAAUGCUCUCGUCUCGUUUAUCCCAACUACAUAACAUCCAAGAAGCACGAAUAGCUUUGAAAUAUCUAUUCAGACAAGCAUCGUCAUCUGAAGUUUCUAAGAUUAAUUUAGAAACUCAGAUAUACGAAUUGGAAUCUCAACUAAAUACAGAGAGACGAAAAGUAGAAAAUUUACUUCAGACUACAGAGCAUUAUUCUGCAGAAUUACUGAAAUCUGAGGAGAAUAUGAAAGACAUUCAAUUUCGUCUUCAAGCUGCUAAUGAAGACAUUGACCAAUUAAAAAGAGAAAACGCUGAAUUACUAGAAGCUUCGAAAAUUCAACGUGAUAAUUUAAUGAAGAUAAGAUCAUUGAUGGCAAGUAGUCCAUCUACUGAACUGAUUGUCGACAACAAAUUAUCAAACACCCCUGUACUUCGUCAAUAUAGCAGUAAUAAUAAUUGUACAUUUACUUUGUUGAGUGAUGAUGAGAAUGAGAAUGUAAAUCCGCAAACAAAUAUUGCUACCGAUAAAUCCCUAAACUUCAAUGAUGAUGUAAACACUAAUGAUGGAGACGAACCAGGAGUGAAGUUUAAAAAAGUUGAAAGCGAAUGGAGUUUACCAUUUACAGUAGUCACUGAUAUUAAUUCAAACACUGAUGCAGAUCCACACCAACCUAGAUGUAAAUGCCGAGGAACAUGUCAAGCACGUUGUAGUUGUAAACGUUCCAGUCGUCCGUGUGUCCCAUCACAUUGUCACUGUGUAUUAGGUCUGUGCAAAAAUCGUUCAGACUCAUCAUCGCAAAACAGUCAAAUAGCCAGUUCAGUCGAAAAUUCUGCAACUGUUAUGGGACCACCAUCUGGAUUACCCGUUAUAUUACGUCCCAAACGUAGAACUCGUGCAUUACAAUUAAAUUUGCCUGAAGAACAACAGGAUAAACAUAUGACUCACACACUGAUGAAUGAAACGUAUGAUUUAAACAAACAACAAACUUGUAAAUCCAUAUCAGAAAUUAAUGAUAAUGAUGAUCUACAAUCUCCAACUGACAAUUCACAACUAUCUGAUGGCGGGUCACUUCGUUAUUUAUGGCCUAAAAAUCGUUUAUCUUAUUUUCCCAGUCCACUAUUGCGUUCAGACAGAUAG
Messenger RNA from Schistosoma haematobium, 3855 nucleotides. RefSeq names its product Kinesin- protein 4. Gene Ontology annotation, biological process: microtubule-based movement; mitotic spindle organization. The record is from RefSeq and is a predicted model, not a curated record. The transcript has 16 exons. Bases 1 to 3855 code for a protein of 1284 amino acids. NCBI's taxonomy places the organism in Eukaryota, Metazoa, Platyhelminthes, Trematoda, Strigeidida, Schistosomatidae. Gene Ontology annotation, molecular function: ATP binding; microtubule motor activity; microtubule binding.